GAGAGUGUCAUUCUGCCGACUGCGUCUGAGCGGAGCGGCCGGCAUAUCGGGGCGAUGAAGCGGAUUUUUGCCGUUACCUGCUUACUGGCAGUCGUGUUCGCUUACUACGUAUACACCCCUCUGCCCAGUACUAUUUCAGAUCCAUGGAAACUGAUGCUUCUGGACGCUGCGUUUCGGGGUGUCAUGGGAUUGGGAAACCUGGUUCACGGCCUGGGUCUGAUCCACCAUGUCCGAGUGCUGAACUUCGCAGUGAAUCAGUUCGAGCUGCAGGGCCCCUGGUCCAGCGAGGCGGUUCGGGUGCGGGACACCUCCUUCAGCGGGGUGCAGGUGCGCCUCUUUGAGCCCACCCAGGGGGAGUCGGGCCAGCUGAAGAGGGCUGUGGUCUACCUGCAUGGGGGCGGCUGGGCCUUGGGAAGCGCCAGGAUGCGAUCCUAUGACUUCCUGUGCAGGAGAAUGGCGGAGGAGCUUAACGCGGUCAUUGUGUCGGUGGACUACCGGCUGGCCCCCGAUGCACACUUCCCCCAGCAGUACGAUGACGCCCUCCUGGCUGCCCGGCACUUCCUGAACCCUGAGGUUCUGGCCCGGUUCUCUGUGGAUCCGGACCGGGUUGCGGUAUCGGGGGACAGCGCCGGGGGUAACCUGGCUGCAGCGGUGGCCCAGCAAGUCUCAGUGGACAGCAGUGCCUCGGUCAGAUUCAAGCUACAGGCCCUGAUCUACCCGGUACUGCAGGCCCUGGACUUCAACACGCCCUCGUACCAGCAGAACCGGGACGUGCCCAUUCUGUACCGCCCGCUCAUGGCCCGCUUCUGGCUGGAAUACCUGGAUGGGGACCCCAGCUUCGUCCAGCCCAUGCUGGCCAACAACCACAGCGCUUUGGACCUGACUCGGGCGGCGGCGGGCCGCGAGAAGCUCAACUGGACCCGGCUGCUGCCGCCCGCCUUCAAGCGGGGCUACCGGCCGGUGGCGCCGGCGCGCGGGACGGCCCGCAUCAUUGAGGAGGUCCCGGCGCUGCUGGACGCCCGGGCGGCGCCGCUGCUGGCGGAGCGGGAGGUGCUGGGCCACUCGCCCCGGGCGUACGUGCUGACCUGCGAGCACGAUGUCCUACGCGAUGACGGCGCCAUGUACGCCCGCCGCCUGCAGGAGGCCGGCGUGCCCGUCACCCACGAUCACUACGCCGACGGUUUCCACGGCUGCAUGAUCUUCGCUUUCUGGCCCACCUACUUCUCCGUGGGCGAGAGGACGGUGGCGGGCUACAUCCGCUGGCUGGACCAGAACCUGUAGAGCCGUGCGCACGCACCCUGAAGCUGCAGCUUCUUUUAGAUUUAUUUUCAACAGGCAGUGGAGCCUUUUUAGACUCCUGACGCAAUGCA
Messenger RNA from Megalops cyprinoides (Indo-Pacific tarpon), 1370 nucleotides. Its product is annotated as neutral cholesterol ester hydrolase 1-like. NCBI's taxonomy places the organism in Eukaryota, Metazoa, Chordata, Actinopteri, Elopiformes, Megalopidae. Bases 55 to 1281 code for a protein of 408 amino acids. Gene Ontology annotation, molecular function: carboxylic ester hydrolase activity. Gene Ontology annotation, cellular component: membrane. The record is from RefSeq and is a predicted model, not a curated record. The transcript is spliced from 5 exons.